Condylostylus longicornis is the source of this 732-nucleotide messenger RNA. RefSeq lists its product as uncharacterized. The record is from RefSeq and is a predicted model, not a curated record. The coding region runs from base 1 to 732 and encodes 243 amino acids. NCBI's taxonomy places the organism in Eukaryota, Metazoa, Arthropoda, Insecta, Diptera, Dolichopodidae. The transcript has a single exon. Gene Ontology annotation, cellular component: mitochondrial matrix.
AUGAUGCGCUCCGCCAUCGCCCGUGCAUUUGUAACAACCCGUCGAGUUAAAGCUUGCCCAGCAGCAGGUGUAGGAAUUUUCCGCCAAGUUCCUUCCUUGCCAGAGCACCGCUGGUUCAGUGCUGCAGCUCCCAAGGCGGACGCAACUUCCCCCACACCCAAACUUGCAUCAACACUUCAAUCCGAACUUCAAUAUGAGAAGUCGAAUUAUGAAGCGGCCGCAAACAUCGCUCCAUUUCUAGAAAAAUCUGGCUGGAAGUUGACAGAAAAAGGCGGAGACAUCAACAUGACGCUUAAAAAGCAGAUUGGGGAAUUGGCGGCAACAGUAGAGUUUCAAUUGGUUUCACCGUCUUACAAUGGUGAAGGUGAGGGCGAAGAGGACACUCCCAUAGAGCCCCAAGAGACUACUGAUUUCAGCGUGACAGUUGAAAAGCCAAAUGGAAAUGGUGCCAUUUUUUAUUGCACCACAGUAGGCAAUGAUGAAAAAUAUCGCUUUAUUGUUGGAAAUGUCCGGUAUUUCGAAGACAACGAAGAGAAGACCUCAGUAUCUGCUUACAACGGUCCCGAGUUCGAAGACUUAGACGAUCACUUGCAAAGCGGUAUCGAUGAGUGGCUGUCGUCGUUGGGCAUUAACGAAGAAUUGUGCGAUUUCAUUGACGCAAUGGCGGUUGACAAGGAACAAAGGGAAUACAUGCGGUGGAUCGAAAAAGUCGCAGAAAUCGUUCAACAAUAA